UUAAGACAACAAGAGAUUCCAACAAUUAUGUUCACAGUUAAUGCGAAAGUAGGACAAAACAUCGCCACAAUUUUGGGAACUACAACAGGCCUUAAUGUAAAAAGUUUCGUGGAUAUGUGGUUUAUGCCGAUACUGACGUAUAAGGGAAACGUCGCCUAUUACAAUGAAUCAGAGAAUCACAGCAUGAGCUAUUUCACACAAUUGAUCUGGGGCGAAAGUGACUCCGUAGGCUGCGGCAGAGCCAGAUUUUAUCUUCAAUCAAAGCAGAAAAUGGCUGUAAGACUUGUUUGUAAUUUUGCACCCAAAGGAAAUUUUCGUGGAAAACCAAUUUACACAAUAGGUUACCCUGCAACUCAAUGCAGGGGUAAUUCAGCACCCAACACAAAAUAUAUUGGACUUUGCACUAAGCAGUUUCUUAUACCAGCAAGAAAAUUUACGUCUCGGCCUUUCCCGCCGAGCAGUUUACUCAGGAUACUUAAUUUAUCAAAUAAUUCAACGAAGGAUGAAAUGGAUUCCAAUCGAAAUAAUUUGAAACAAUCGCUUUUUGAAGAAAACGAUACAAAAGAUCAUAGAUAUCAGAAAUCCAGACAUAUUUAUUUUGAUAGAACAAGCGAUAACCAUCGAAGACCAUCUCAUUAUGGAUUCCAAAAACACUCAGCUGUAACAAACAUUCACAAAAGUCGAGAGCACCUAAACAAAGAAACUUCACGUAUGCUCAAAGUAUAUUAUAAUCAAAGACAUGAUGCCCUUCAGGAUAAAAAUGAAAAAAAUCUAGAUCUCAGAAAAAUAUAUGACAGUAAGAGAACCUACAAGAAUUCAGCUUCUGAGAACAAAAUAGACCAAUGCACUCGUAAAAUCACACCAACUACAACAAUAACAACAUCUCCAAACAAUAUUUCGAAAAAGUAUAGAGCAAACGCUUGCACGCGAAAGAGUAAUAUAAAUUGCAAAUCAACCACUCCCUUUCAAACAACUUCACAUGGACGAUGCUCUACUUUGAACGACACCUCGAUAUUUACGGAACUAUGUCCUUGCAAUAAGAAAACAACAACUUGUAUAACAAUUCCUACGAUCUGCAACUGUUACACAAACUGCAAAUGCUUAGAGAAUAAGUCGCCUAAAUGGGAAUCGAUAAAGGAUUCUAGAAAAUUUAAAAUGGAUAAGAAAGAAAACCCUAAUAUCAAUUACCAGGAAAUGUUUCCUAAUAUAGAAGUAAAAAAUGGCGCUCCAAUAAUACCAAUAAAUCACUAUCCAAUAUUAUAUCCUUGGAUUGUAAAUACCAUGAAGCCUACAACCAAUAUUUGGACAGCAGCCAAAACUACACCAUCAAACUCAUACCUUUUUUCGAAUGAAAAAUACACUGGCGAAACACUAGAAACACGAAAAAAAAGACAACAUGGAUUGAAUAGUCAAAUUACAUUAAAACCAUUUUGGCAAAUGGAUGAACUUCAUUACAAAAUGCCAACAGAGCUUAGAUCUCUUCGUUAUACAACAAUACCUAGUAGGAGAAGCAAAUUAACAACGCGGACAUCAAAAAUGCAAACCGAAAGUAUAACAAUAAGACCAAAACAAUCUAAAAUAAAGAAUCAGAAAGACCAUGUGUCUGAAAGAUAUUUAUCAUUCGAAGAACUUAUGCAUUUGAGAAAGCUUAGUCCUGGAGAUAACAAACAAGAUUGGCGUCGGAAAGAAAGUCAAGGAAAUAUAUUGAGAGAAGAUACUACGACUCUCAGUACCGAUCCGACCACAGCGGAAACUUCAGAAAUAACAACCAAUACACCUUUUAUAAGAAAUAAAUACUGCACACGCAAACUUACUUGUACAUGGACAGCUUUUACUGGGAACGAAACUAGCAACAUUGGUGGCAUUAUCGAUCACGGCUCAAGGACUCCACCAGGAUACGUUGAUGGCUGUACGCGGACGUCGACUUGCACACGAGAAUUCAUGGACCGUAACAAAAUGGAUUCUGUAUCUCAUGAAGAUGCAGGAGCAACAACUAUUGAAGAUCAAGAUUAUUGUGAAAAACGCUCUCUGAACGUCAGGAGGAGAAAUUUAGAAGUUGUUACAACAGCCGAUUAUUAUAGCAAUGCAUAUCGAGAAACGUAUACUCACUCACCUUUAGACAGUAAUAAAUCAUAUCGUAUACUAUCAACAGAAAAAAUAAUUGAAAGUCUAAGUCCUGGUGAGGAUUGCAUCUGUUAA
Molecule: messenger RNA, 2199 nt
Organism: Bombyx mandarina (wild silkworm)
Lineage: Eukaryota; Metazoa; Arthropoda; Insecta; Lepidoptera; Bombycidae
Source: RefSeq, a predicted model, not a curated record